Tripterygium wilfordii is the source of this 920-nucleotide messenger RNA. RefSeq lists its product as uncharacterized. NCBI's taxonomy places the organism in Eukaryota, Viridiplantae, Streptophyta, Magnoliopsida, Celastrales, Celastraceae. The coding region runs from base 39 to 758 and encodes 239 amino acids. The record is from RefSeq and is a predicted model, not a curated record. The transcript is spliced from 5 exons.
UUUAAAACAGGGCCCAACUGCUCUUUUGUUGCUCCAAAAUGGCGAUGAUUUUCUCUUUUGCUGCCACCACUCCCUGCCUCAAUUAUAAGAACAAUCAGUGUGUGAUCUUCAGGCCAAAUUAUCAACCCAAAAUUGGCAGAUUUCAAUGCAGCACAGAGCACCAAAAUCUAACAAGCAAUUCUUCCUCAAAACGAGAAUCUGAACCACAGAAUGGGCUCCUCAAGAUAGCCUGGUACACUUCUGAGCUUUUGGGAAUAGCAGCUUCCGUUUUCCGCUCUAAGUCUGAUAUUGAAGCUCCCCAGAAGGAAAUCAAGGUUGCCGCUGAUGGGUCUGGAGCUGUUGAUCCUGCUGCAGUGGUUGAUGCCAUCAAAGAGGACUUCCAAAGGUCAUAUUUCGUCACAGGGAACCUUACACUCUCUGCUUAUGAGGAGGAUUGUGAGUUUGCUGACCCUGCUGGAUCCUUUAAGGGGCUUCGACGUUUCAAAAGGAACUGCACAAAUUUUGGUUUACUUAUUGAAAAGUCAAAUAUGAAGCUUACGAAGUGGGAGGACCUGGAGGAGAAGGGAAUUGGACACUGGCGAUUUACUUGUGUUCUAUCGUUUCCUUGGAAACCCAUUCUUUCUGCCACUGGAUUCACAGAGUAUUACUUCAAUCCACAAUCUGGAAAAGUAUGCAGGCAUGUGGAGAACUGGAAUGUUCCCAAAAUGGCACUACUAAAGCAAAUAUUAAGGCCCAGCCGAGGGUCACGGGGGAAGUGAAUUGGUACACGAAGAAUUUCACUACUUCACUGAGAUGAGAUUUGAAGGAGACAAUGUGUCAACGGUCAUGCAUCGAUGAAAUGGGAUGAGUUGUCUGUUGCAAAGCAUCGUGUUUUCUGUUCGCGCAGAUCAUAUAUGGUGGUGAAGAAUCCUUGCAACAAA